CGCACACGCACACGCACACGCUUCACUCGAAUCGAUCGAAUCCGACCAGGUUCGUGUCUUUGGUUUCUGCAGAGAGGGGGAGGGAGUAGAAAUGGCGCUGUGCGGCGAUAUGGGGUUGGACCUGAAGGGGUGCGGAGUUGGUGGUGGGCAGAGCGAGGCGAGGGAUGGGGAGGAGGCAUUGGGGUUCGGGCUCGUGAGGUGCACGCGGGGCCUCGGGAGGAAGAGGGUCGGGAUCUCGGAGGGCCCCGACGACGCCGCCGCGGCGGCGGCGUGGCGGGCCGAGUCGGCGGAGUUCGGAGCUCCGUUGAAGAGGCAGUGCAGCGCGAGGCUGUUGCUGGACGGCUCCGACAAGUCCGGUCUCGAAGCCCUGCCUCAGGACAUUCUGAUUAGGAUACUCUGUCACGUCGAGCACGGCGAUUUGAAGCAGCUGGUUCGCGUGUCCAAGACCAUCAAAGAAGCUACUGUCGUGGCGAAGCAGUGGCAUUUUGCGUACACGACGCCCACGAAGAUCCGCGCGUUCAGGAGCUUGAUCGAUCCGCAGAACCCGAGUGACUGCGAGGAGAUUGAAGCCCCGAACGCCCCGUUGAGGACUUUCAGGUCACGUAUCAGCCGGAGGAAGCUCGCGGAUGUCACGGCGGUGCUGUUCGCCUCGCCCGAUGAAGGGCAGUGGACCCGGAGAGGAGGUCUGUUCAUGGAAACUGAGAUAUGAACUAAUAGGCUUUGUGCUCCGGAUCCGGGUUCUGUAGAGUGUAGAUAAAUUUCUUGUUGUAGACUGGUUGACACGGACUAGGUGGGGAGAGAGAGAGAGAGAGACACGAUGAAUAGGGUUAUGAUGUACAUGUAGAAAGAAUCAUUGAGCUGCGGUUUCUUCAAAUGUUUCAUUGAAGAUGGAUUGGCUUCAGAAGCUUAUUUUUUUUGUGUGUACAUUGUAAAGAGACAGAUUUUUAGGUGAUUUCCGAGUUGUUUGAAGGGCCAUGGGCUAUCCUGUGGCCCUUCCCAUGCUGAUAAAAACAUGAGAGAGGAGUGCAGAGUUAAUCCUGCAUACUCUCCUUGUUCUGUGUAAUAAACCUGAGAAAUGAUAUAUUUGCUUCUGUUGUUC
Molecule: messenger RNA, 1099 nt
Organism: Syzygium oleosum
Lineage: Eukaryota; Viridiplantae; Streptophyta; Magnoliopsida; Myrtales; Myrtaceae
Product: F-box protein SKIP27-like
Exons: 3
Coding region: 92-709 (205 amino acids)
Molecular function (GO): protein binding
Source: RefSeq, a predicted model, not a curated record